UCACAUGUCCGACAGCCCGUGAAGGCAGCACAGACAGCGGCGCAGAGCAAGCAGAGCAGCGGGGCGACAGACGGAGCCUCCACCGCUGGAAAACUGGACAUUAACCGCCGCUAUAGCCACGUUUAACUUUUAAUUCACCUUUUCACAAGUGAACUCUUUACCCGAGUGACACUGGGAGGAAUUUACCGCGAGGAAACGGCGGAAAGAGGGAGAGGAAGAGGAGGGAGAGGAGUCGCUGCUGUGGACCAGAGCCGGUCCAGCGGUCCAGCGCUCUGCUCAGCCCGGCGGUCAUGUUCGGCACAAGAAAGACCUGGGAUCUCGGCCACGCCCCCUGCCUGCAGGAGCUCUGGAAGAAAGACAUCUCAUUGGACGCGAGCUCAGUGGACUUCCUGAUGAGUGAUGGUGAAGACGACGGCUCCUUCCUGUCUCUGCCCACCGCCGCCUUCUCACAGCGCCCCUCUCUGACCGCAGAGCUGAACGAAACAAACGCACCCAGCCAGCAGCUGCUCAUCCAGACUCUACAGGACAAAGUGUGUGAGUUUCAGGCUCGUCUUCGCUCUGAGGAAGUCACCCGUCACCUGCUGGUGCAGCAGCUGCAGCAGCAGCAGCAGCAGAGCGUCCAGGAGAAGACGAGCGGCGCUCAGACGCUGCAGGAGGAAGAGCAGCCGUCAGCCAACGGUGUGCGGGCGCUGCAGCCAGGUGAGCAGCCUUCAGGUCGUCUCAGCUGUCCAGAAGAAGAGCAGCUCGUUACUCGGCUGCGCAAACAGGUGGAGGAGCUGGAGGAGAAGCUGUUGGAUCAGACUCAGGAGGUGGAGAGACUUCGCUCUGAGCUGGGGGCGACGGACCUGGAGAAGCAGCUGGAGCUGCUGGUGGUGGAGAACGAGCGUCUGAAGCAGGAGCUGAAGUCAUGCAGGAGCUCAGAGCUGCAGAACCUCGACACUGCUGCAGAGAACUGCAGCUGCAGCCACAGCCAGGAUGCGGAGGCCCUGCGGAGGGAGGUGUCCCGCUGGGAGAGCCAGGCCCGGCAGAGGGAGCGACGGCUGGCUGAGCUGGAGCGAGAGCUGCUGGAGAAAACCGCCAAGGUGGAGGCUCUGCAGAGGCAGCUGGACGAGUCCACGCGGCAGCUGGACGCCGGCCGGCGGCAGCUGGAGGAAUCCCGGCUGAGGCAGGGGGACGCCGAGCAGAAACUCACCCUCCGACUGCAGGAGUGCGAGGAGGAGCUGGCCCGACAGGCGGCCAUGCCCCCGAAAGUGAAGUUCGUGACUCAGACGGUGGAGGUGGAGUCGGCCGACUCUCAGAAAGCUCUGGCUGACAUGCAGGUGAAGAACGGCGCCCUGCAGGAGCAGCUGGCCGUGCAGAGGCAGCUGCUGCGAGAGCUGGAGACGCAGCUGCACGAGUCACAGCGGACCUGCGCUCAGCUGAGGACGCAGAUCCUGGUGUACGAAGGCGAGAUGGAGCGCGCUCAGGGGCAGCUGGAGGCCGAGAUGCAGAACCUGGAGGAGGAGAAGAACCGUGUGAUCGAGGAGGCGUUCAUCAGAGCCGAGAGCGAGAUGAAAGCUGUGCACGAGAACCUGGCAGGGGUGCGUAUGAACCUGCUGAGUCUGCAGCCGGCCCUCCGGACGCUCACCUGCGACUACAACUGUCUGAAGAGGCAGGUGCAGGAGUUUCCCUUCAUGCUGGACAAAGCUAUCACAGAAGCCAAGCAGGAGAUCUGUCAGGUGAUCAGCGAGGUGAGCACCACCAACCAGGAGCUGCUGCGUAAAUACAAGAGAGAGAUGAACCUGAGGAAGAAAUGUCACAACGAGCUGGUUCGACUCAAAGGUAACAUCCGUGUGUUCUGCCGCGUCCGGCCGGUCAGUCAGGAGGAGCAGGACUCCGCCGACGCCAGAACCAUGCUGAGCUUCGACUCGGACGACGACGCCAUCCUCUACCUCUCCAACAAGGGCAAAGUCAUGACCUUUGAACUGGAUAAAGUCUUCCCGCCUCAGGCCACGCAGGAAGAGGUGUUUCAGGAGGUCCAGUCUCUGGUCACUUCCUGUAUCGACGGCUUUAACGUCUGCAUCUUCGCCUACGGACAGACGGGCUCCGGGAAGACUUACACCAUGGAGGGCGUGGUCGACGACCCCGGCAUCAACCAGCGAGCUCUGCGCCUGCUGUUCUCUGAGGUGACGGAGAAAGCUCCGGACUGGGACUACAAGAUCACCGUCAGCAUGGUGGAGAUCUACAACGAGACUCUGCGGAACCUGCUGGGAGAAAAUCCCACCGACAAACUGGACAUCAAGAUGAACCCUGACGGCAGCGGACAGCUCUACGUCCCCGGACUGACCGAGUUCACCGUCCAGAGCCCCGAGGACAUCAACCGGGUGUUUGAGUUGGGUCACAUGAACAGAGCGACGGCCUGCACCAACCUGAACGAACACAGCUCUCGCUCACACGCUCUGCUCAUCAUCACCGUGUCCGGAUUCAACUCCGCCACCGGAAACUGCACACAGGGGAAGCUGAACCUGGUGGACCUGGCGGGCUCCGAGCGGAUCGGUAAGUCGGGCGCGGAGGGCAGCCGCCUCCGAGAAGCUCAGUGCAUCAACAAAUCUCUGUCGGCGCUCGGUGACGUCAUCAACGCCCUGAGGAGCAAACACUCCCACGUCCCGUUCAGAAACUCCCGCCUCACCUACCUGCUGCAGGACUCUCUGAGCGGAGACAGCAAGACGCUCAUGAUGGUGCAGGUUUCUCCGUUGCCCAGCAACAUGAGCGAGUCGGUGUGCUCGCUGAAGUUCGCCCAGCGCGUUCGCAGCGUGGAGCUGAACUCCGCCUCCUCGUCUUCCAGGAGACACGAGAACUCGUCCACCUCGUCCUCGCCGACCCACGACAGCGUCGAGCUGGACUCGCCCCCGGUCACCCCGGUGCCCCUCCCCAUCUCUCGGGCCAGCAGCGCCGGCUCCACCCUGUCCUCCGCCUCCAGAACUCCCAGUAGCUCCCGCAGGAGGUCCCAGUCCCAGCUGUCCACAGACAGACAGGUAGACAGAGCCAGCCCAUUGGUGGGGGACGGUGGGCAGGACGACUGAAGCUGACGGCCUGAGCAACCCGGAGACGAUGCUGUUUGAAUGUCCGGGUCUGAGCGCAGGGCGUCGGCCAACACCCUGAGGCUCCCCCCCCACCUCCCCUCCCCCCGCCGCCGCUGGGACUCCACCUCGCCUCGCUGGAUUUAUUAUCCUCCUCAGCCGCCUAGUAGCAAAGACUGAUGGGAACUUCACGGGGCAGAAAAACCUAAUCUCCAGACUCUGAUCUGUCAUCUAUCAGCAGAGAACAUGGCCAAAUAUAUUGAUUUCUGUGUCUUCUUGCUGUGCUGACUGAUUCUACAACCUGACAGGACUCCAGUGACUCUGAGAAACCACUGAAGCCCCUCGAAGUUCUCGAGCUCUUCCCAUCUGAACUGAACUGAAAUCCUUGCUAACAUCUCCUACCCCCCCCCCCGAAAAUCAGUAUAUGCUUUCCAAUCACAGUAUUUCUUUUAUUGUUUCUUUGUAAAGUUGCACUUUAAACUUCUAGAUUAUUUUCUAACCCACAAUCCAAGAUGUGGUUGAUUAUAAUAUAUGCAUAAUAUGGUUUAUAUAUUUAUGUUUGACAUGCUUUAAUCUUUUUUUUUUUGUUAAAUUUUGACUUUUUUCUUUUUGGUGGAGGAUGCGGACAUCGGGGGAAAAUUAAGAUUAAUUUGAGUUCUCAGUUUUUCCCCGUGUGUCCUCAGUCCUCUGUCUUAGUUUUCUUGCGGAGGCUGUCUUCACGUCCUCAAAGUCCUCCUUUAUCCAAUCAGGGUACUCCACUGAUACCGAGCUGUCCAAUAGGACAUGAGCAAUAUGCGGCAAUCUUCUCAUGUGUACAUGAUUAUUGUUUUUUUUGAUGCUCUUCUGUUCCUGUGGAUGUUUGUUUUUCAUGCAGAGCGGACGAAGCUUCGUCUUCCUUCAGCUCGUUGAAGUUGAACAAAAAAGAUGCUCAAACCUUCUUAACUUUCCUCGACUGUUUAUCUCGAUGUGCUCCUGCAGUCCUCACGUCACCUCUGUAUUAAAAAAAAAAUCUAGGAAACCACAGGUGACCUUUAACCUCAGACAGAGCAGAUGGUCCUGUAGCUGUUGACCCGGUGCUGAGCUGGAGGUGACGCAGGACGAGUAAACUGUGUGUUGUAGUUGUAGUUAGCAGGAAUGAUUAGAAACACGAUGAGCUGCUGUGUGUUGUUGAUCUGAAGAUCAACUUGUCUGCUUGCUUUGUCGCCACUGUAGAUUUCUACAGUUUGGUUUUUUUGUAUUCCCUUUUUAAUAAACACUCCAAAACAAACACAUAACUCUCUAGUCCAUGUUGACGUACAGUGACAUAUUCAAAGGAAUAGUUAGAUACAUUUUGGGAAAUACUCUUAUUCACUGAAAUACAGAGCUGGAUUCAGGAUGUGGUUAGCCUAGCUUAGCAUAAAGAGUGGAAACAGCUAGCCUGGCUCUGUCCAAAAUUCAAAAAUACACCAACAAAUGUAAUGACUACAGUGUGUGGUUUUAGGGGGCUUUACAUGGAACUAUUUCUUGUUGAACAACAGUUGGUGCAGCUUCCUGAAGUCUUGUCAUCACAGUGAGGUUGACCAGUUUGGUACCAUUGUGCCUGUACAGACACUAAACCCAAACAUGUGCUCACCGACUGUUUCUGACAACCGAACUGCACUAGAGUUGGAAAUGCUGCAUAGAAGCGCUUGGCGGAUGGAUAUGCUGUUAUUCUGCAUGUAACUGCCCCUUAAAUUCAUAAACUCAGGCUGGCUGUUUCCCCCCUGCGUCCAGUCUUUAUGAUAAGCUAAUCAGCUUCAAGGAGGAAACAUGGCAACUAAAGGUGGAGUUGCAAAGGUCGUCCAACUACAUGUACUGAAAGGUUCACAGUUUUCAAGUGUCUUAAAACAAUAAGGACAUUGGUACUUUGUAGGACUUUUGUCAUACAUUUGAACCAUGACUCUGUAUCCCUCAAGGUCUUCUCUGUAGUGGUAUCAGAAGGUUUUGGUUUUAUUUGUUCAGGUUUAGAGAUGUCUGUCUCUGAGAUUUCUGCUUUCAACCUCAGUACAGAGGAGCUGAAAUUCAACAGUAAUAUCUCUCCACUGAACGACUGGACUCUUUUUGUUGGAACUACUUCUAUUUGAAGUCUUUUUAAGUUUUACCUUGAAUGCAUCAUUUUUCCACAUUGACCCCCAUCACUUAUGAUCUUUUAAUAUCCAGUAUGAACAGGAGGAAUGAUUACAGCGAGGAAAACCUCUUUCACUGUUCAUACGGACACCUGACUGCUGUGAACUCGUCCUUUAAACUCUGUUCAGCUGCAGUUUCUCUCAUGUCCACUAGAUGCUGCUGCAAGAAAACUCUGUACUGAAGUAAAUGAGAAAAGCCCCAAUAAACUCAGCUGUCACCUCUUGA
Thunnus maccoyii (southern bluefin tuna) is the source of this 5429-nucleotide messenger RNA. RefSeq names its product kinesin family member C3 (gene kifc3). The record is from RefSeq and is a predicted model, not a curated record. Gene Ontology annotation, biological process: microtubule-based movement. The coding region runs from base 291 to 3062 and encodes 923 amino acids. Gene Ontology annotation, molecular function: microtubule motor activity; ATP binding; microtubule binding. The transcript is spliced from 22 exons. NCBI's taxonomy places the organism in Eukaryota, Metazoa, Chordata, Actinopteri, Scombriformes, Scombridae.